GUGACUAAGACCUCUCCUCUGCUGUCCAAGCGCUUCGGUGCAGGGACAGCGGCCGUCCUCAGCCACCCCGGGCAGGCUCGCCGAAGGCUGGCCUAGAUGGCGGUAUGCUCACGAUAGUCUAGUGCUGGCCGACGCUGCUGUGGUUCUGAUGGUUGCGCUUCUUGUUAACCCUCUGUCGUGCUUUGGUAAUUGUAUUGAUUAGACUUGAUAACUGUCUUGACUUGAAUUUUGUCCCUUUAAAACUGCUGUACCUACCUGUGCACUAAAGAUGCAAUACCUGUCUUUGAGAAGAAUCUAUGGAAAGCUGUAAGAAUUGGCUGAUGGGACCUGGGACUUGGGUAUGGGGUUAUGGCAUCAUUUCUGCAGGUUCUAGGGCUGCCCUUUUCAGCAGCUGCGUAAAGGUAAUGCAUCUUUAGGUGACCCCACGGGCACUUUAUAUUGUAACAUUUCAAAUGUAGCAAUCAGCUUAAGUAUAUGUUUGAGGAAUUUGUUUUGUUUUUAGGACUUAAAAAAGUUAAUAGAUUAAUAUUAUCAUCACUGUUUGAGUAUUGAAAAUGUUUUAUUAAGACCAGAAAACUUCUCGAUGGUUAUGUGUAUAAAAUGUUUGAACUGUUCAUUUGCAAUGCUCUGGUUCCGGGUCUUGGUGCCCUCACACUUGUUCUCGGUCACCUCCUGGUGCCGCCAGUCGGCACGUGCAGACCUGGGAGUGGAUUUGUCUGUCACCUUCUCCAGGGCUUGGGAGCAGCGAUACCGGGUGGGGGUGGGGCUGGGGGAACAUCAGUCAAAUCACAGCGGGAUUUGGCUCGCCUUGGGUGCAGCUCGACUCAGGCUUGUCAUCUUGGGGUAUGUUGGGAGCCGUGACUGUGUGACUGUUCAACUGUUUUCUCAUGGAAUUAAUCCUUGUGUGUGCAAUAUUAUAAAGUUUCAUAUGAGGUCAGAUUUUGCUCUGUUAAAUCUUAGAAAAUACAUACAAAAGAAAAUGUUAAAUGUAGCCAAUUUUAAAAUGUUACCUUUUAAAAAUGCAAGUUAUUUUUGUAUUUCUCUGUUUUCUAUGAUAAAGUUUUUAAAUGUACUGAUUAUGGUGAAAUUGUAGUAUUUUGAUGCUCUUGUCUGAUUUUAUGAAUAUUCAUUUUAAGACUCCUUGUUGAAAUGGGACAGUUUGGAAAUGGUUCUUGGAUAAGCCUGAGAAGAGGACUGCCCUCGGGCACUGAGCCCUCCUCGCACGCUGUUCCCCUGCUCCCAGGGCGAGGCUCCCUCUCCGAGCGGACUCCCUUUCGGAAGAAGGAGGGCCAGGCUGUGGACACCUCUUGAAGGAAGAGGAACGCAAGAGGACGGCUUGUCUCAGAAAAGCCUGGUGGCUCCUGCUCGGCAGUCCAUUGAGUUUGCAUGUUUCUCUGCACUACGGAUUCUGAGCGCUUAGAUUUCUUUAACCAAGAAUUACAUGAAUGACAGCCUUCGCACAGACGUGUUUGUGAGGUUCCAGCCCGAGAGCAUCGCCUGUGCCUGCAUUUACCUUGCAGCCCGGACACUGGAGAUUCCUCUGCCCAAUCGUCCCCAUUGGUUUCUUUUGUUUGGAGCAACUGAAGAAGAAAUUCAAGAAAUCUGCUUAAAGAUCCUGCAGCUUUACACUCGGAAGAAGGUUGACCUGACACACCUGGAAAGUGAGGUGGAAAAGAGGAAGCACGCCAUGGACGAGGCAAAGGCCCAAGCCAGAGGCCUGCUGCCCGGCAGCACCCCUGCCCUGGACAGCACCUCAGGGUUCUCGCCUGCCCCGAAGCCCGCGGAAUCUCCCAAAGAAGGUAAAGGGAACAAGGCUUCCCCGCUCUCGGUGAAGACCACCAAGAGGAAACCAGAGGGCGUGAAGAAAGCCAAGGCGGACAGCCCGGUGAACGGGUUGCCGAAGGGGCGAGGCAGUCAGAGUCGGAGCGGGAGCCGGGAGCAGAGCUACUCGAGGUCCCCAUCGCGAUCCGCUUCUCCUAAGAGGAGGAAAAGCGACAGCGGCUCGACUACUGGGGGGUCCAAGUCCCAAAGCCGUUCGCGGAGCCGGAGUGACUCACCCCCGAGACAAGCGCACCGAGGCGCUCCCUACAAAGGCUCCAAGGUGAGGAGCUAUCGCAAGUCCAAGGACUGCAAGUACCCCACCCAGAAGCCACACAAGUCCCGGAGCCGGAGCUCUUCCCGCUCGCGAAGCCGCUCACGGGAGCGGGCAGAUAAUUCUGGAAAGUACAAGAAGAAAAGUCAUUACUAUAGAGAUCAGCGACGGGAGCGUUCGAGGUCUUAUGAGCGAACAGGCCACCGCUACGAGCGGGACCACCCCGGACACAGCCGGCAUCGGAGGUGAGGCCUGGGGUCCGAGAGCUGCCCUUCCACCCUCGGCGUGGCUGACUGUGGCUCAACUCUCUCUGUAAAUGGUUGGUGACUCUGGACCUGGUGAUGAAUUUGGAGAUGGAAUCGAGAGGAUGGCACUGUGCCCUUCAGGUUGGCCUGGGCCAGGUGCACGCCGGUCCUGGUGCAGGGCCCGUCUCGCCGCAGCCCUGCAGCACAAGCUGCCGGGGAGAUGGCGCACAUGCCGGUGGUGUGGAUCGGUGCUAACGACAGGCUGUCUUCACUCCCAUACCGACACUCAAUUACGUUAAACCAACAAAAUGACUUUUAGGACCUUUGCCUAUAUUAGGUUGUACUUAUGUACAUAUUUUGCAGUAUUUCACAAUGAGAAAAUGGCCUUAAUAGCCCCUAUUCUCUAUCCACGUUGUAAAUAAACAUGUGUUUAAUACAAGUUAAAGCUAUAUAUGAGAACUCAGAACUUGAAUUCUGUCAGCCUAAAACUUGUGUAGAGAAUUCUGAUUUUUAAAAUGUGAAGGUAUUUAGAUGUGUUGAAAGUCGUAUAUUUUUAUCUGCGAUGCUGAGUGCAGGCCACCAGCUCCUAAAUAGAGGUUUCCUAUAUAUGCAUUUUAUGUGGUUGAAUAAACACAAUUCUCUCUACUCAGGAUAUUUGGACGUUAAAGGAUUUGUAGUUUGUCCUGCUUGUUACUGCGCCCAGCCCGCAGCGCCCGUUCUCGUGGUGUCUGCUGCCGCCUCUGAUCUCAUUAAAGCUGUUUUAUAUCAA
This is a messenger RNA of Myotis lucifugus (little brown bat), 3106 nucleotides long. It is a transcript of the gene CCNL2, whose product is annotated as cyclin L2. Gene Ontology annotation, cellular component: nucleus. Gene Ontology annotation, biological process: regulation of transcription by RNA polymerase II. Gene Ontology annotation, molecular function: cyclin-dependent protein serine/threonine kinase regulator activity. The transcript has 7 exons. The coding region runs from base 1442 to 2341 and encodes 299 amino acids. The record is from RefSeq and is a predicted model, not a curated record. Lineage: Eukaryota; Metazoa; Chordata; Mammalia; Chiroptera; Vespertilionidae.